Messenger RNA from Punctularia strigosozonata HHB-11173 SS5, 1190 nucleotides. RefSeq lists its product as uncharacterized. The record is from RefSeq and is a predicted model, not a curated record. Bases 1 to 966 code for a protein of 321 amino acids. The transcript is spliced from 2 exons. NCBI's taxonomy places the organism in Eukaryota, Fungi, Basidiomycota, Agaricomycetes, Corticiales, Punctulariaceae.
AUGCCGCCCUCCGUCUCGGACACGUCGAGUCUCCUGAGCGGGGACACCCUCGUCGCCUCCUCUUCCAGACUUCCGGCUAACCCCUUUCGCGAGCGUGCCCCCUCCUCCGGCCGCCCCUCGCUCAUGACAGCCCUCAAACGCACCUUUACCUACUCCGGGCCCAGCAAACGAAUGUCCAACACCUCCCCACCGACCCACGCAGGCAUGUUCUCCACCCCGGAAGAAUCACGCUCCUCCAGCCCCUCGCGCUUCGGCGCUGCCGCACGCGACCGCGCCGCGCUCCCUACAUUCGAGGAAAUCGCGCUCGGCCUGCAUACCUCACGUGCACGUCAGCGACAUCCGCAACCACACCCGCAGCACCUGCGCGGCGACCCGCACAGUAGUCUGGAUCCGCACCACCGGCAUCACGCCCAUCACCACCCUCAGCAUCCCCACAUUCAACGCCCCGCGCAUCGUCGCUCGGCAUCAACGAGCCAGCGUGUACCACAUGCUGAACAGGCGCUUGGCGUAUUCCGGCACGCCUCGUAUCGCACUCCUCAGAGGGCGUACGACCAGCCAAUGAGGCCCUCAACGAGCGCGUAUCCUCCAGCCCCAGUGGUUGACGCUCCGCUCAGGGCUAAAAAACCGCGUCCGUCAUCCAUGCCACCACCGAAGCGAUCUUCUCUCAAACGCGCAUCACUGGAUACCUCUCCGCCUCCCGGUUUCGCACUGCCUGCUGCCCCGUUACCUCCGUCUGACCCAUCAAUAUCAACCUCCUCUACGUCGACCGGGACGUCAACGUACACAUCGCUCAAGAUCCGUAUGGCAAACCUCCUCCUGCUCCGGUCGGGCGGGACUGUGCGCUCGAACGCGUCCUCCAACUCGUCCGUUACGACGCUCAGCGACGAGCGCGACCUUGGGCGACGGAGCCUGAAAAAGGCGGUCCGAUUCGACGAGACGAGUCUCGUCUCGUCCGUGUCGAAUUGACGCGAUAGUUCUUCGCAAUCUACUUUGUAACACUAUCUUUCAUAUCAGGCUGUUUGCUAUUGUUCGCCGCGAUGUGUUUCCAAGUGUGCUCGUCACACCGUUAUUCUAUUUUGGCUGGGCUAUCUGCGCUGCAUCACAAUCUGCAUUUCUAUACCACUACUUAAGCUUAUUUCAUGUCAUCUAACACGCAUUCAUCGCAUGUAUUCGAUAGUAACGCUCCAAAC